AUGUCCCUUCGUUUGCAACCCAACUGCAUCCUUUACCUUCGCCGCGGCGACAGCAAGGCGGCCGACAGCUUGAGCCUGGGCCUUAGUGUAGUUGCUUCUUUUUGCCGCAUUUGCGUCCACCUCUUCCCCUCUCUCAAAACGACGACAAAUAGCCAGGACGACGACGACGAUUCAUUUCAAGCAUGCCUGCUGGCGCAUGCAAGAAGGCCACAGCGGACUCAGGUUGUCCUCGUCUCCUACCUUGGGAGACGAGGGUAUGCGACUUCUGGAUGGUAG
Molecule: messenger RNA, 276 nt
Organism: Alternaria atra
Lineage: Eukaryota; Fungi; Ascomycota; Dothideomycetes; Pleosporales; Pleosporaceae
Exons: 3
Coding region: 1-276 (91 amino acids)
Source: RefSeq, a predicted model, not a curated record